AUGCGCCCGCUGCUGCAGCUGGCUCUCGCCACCCAGGUUGCGGCCCUAGGGCCGCUGUGGCCGCUGCCACAGCGCGUGGUGCCCGGGUCUGGGUCAGUUCUGCUGAAUCCGGCGACCUACCGCUUCGAGGCGAUCACAACUCCCGCCGAGCUGCUGAAGGCGUUCAAGAGAUACAGGCCGCUGUUUUUCCCACGGACCAGCACACCACUCCCUGCAGCUGUGGACGCUGGCCUCGUGGUGAAUGUCAGGGAUGACCAGGCCGACCUCGCCCUCGGCGUGAAUGAGUCUUACAAUCUGGAUGUAAACAUCGAUGGAACUGCGGUGAUCACCGCUGAGACCGUGUGGGGCGCUCUGCGCGGUCUGGAGACGCUUUCCCAGCUGAUCGUCUUCAACUUCACCACAGGGCAGUAUUCCAUCUCGGGCCUACCGCUGCACAUCGAGGAUGCCCCGCGCUUCCCGCACCGUGGGCUCCUGAUCGAUUCGGGCCGCCACUUCGAGCCCGUCGCCCAGGUGAAGGCCCUGCUCGACUCCAUGCAGUACGCCAAGUUCAACGUGCUGCACUGGCACCUGACGGAGGACCAGUCCUUCCCCAUCGCCAGCCGCUCCUUCCCGGAGUUGCCGCAGCACGGGGCCUACAGCGACCAGGAGCAGUACACUUGGCAGGACAUCAGUGAGGUCGUGCAGUACGCCCGGGACCGUGGCAUCCGCGUCAUCCCCGAGUUCGACAUGCCAGGCCACUCCUCCUCCUGGAGGAACUCGCAUCCAGAGAUCUUCGCCGAAGGAUGCCUCAGCGAGACUUCUCGCGGUGCUUUCGACCCGGCGAACCGCGCCACCUUCGCUUUCCUUUUGGCCGCACUCAAGGACUGGACCAGCGGCAUGUUCGUCGAUGGCUUCGUUCACCUGGGAAGUGACGAGGUCCCUUCCGACUGCUGGAACAACACCAAGGACCUGGCCUGGAUGAGAAGCCAGGGCCUGGCGAACUUUACAGAGGUCUUCGACUAUUUUGUGAACCAGAUGGUUCUGAUGGCUAAGAAGCUGGGGAAGCAGACCAUCCUCUGGGACGAAGCCUUCAUGUCCGCGAAGCCGCCAAAGGAGGCAGUGAUCCAGAAUUGGCACGAUUCGAAGCUCAUGCAGCAGAUCGUCAAUGCAGGUUACCGUGCUCUCCUGUCCAACGGAUGGUAUCUCGACCAUCUCAAAACGACAUGGGAGAGCAUGUACGCGAUGGACCCCCAGUUCAACAUCAGCCAGGACAAGGCCCACCUCGUCCUCGGCGGCGAGGGCUGCAUGUGGGGCGAGACGGUGGAUCCUUCCGACAUGGAGUCGACCAUCUGGCCCAGGGCGGCGGCCAUUGCAGAGCGGCUUUGGAGUUCUGCAGGUGCAAACUCGACGGAGGAGGCUGAGCCGCGCCUCCUUGCUUUCAGGCCCACAGGGCCACUUGCAAGUUGGGGGGGGCUUAUAGGGCUUAGGGUUCCAUAG
Messenger RNA from Symbiodinium natans, 1476 nucleotides. The record is from the annotation of a GenBank genome assembly. Lineage: Eukaryota; Dinophyceae; Suessiales; Symbiodiniaceae.